GCCGUGCAGCACCCGGUCCCUCUCAGCACCGCAGCCCCCCCACUCAUUCACACAUCUCUCCGGCAAGAAAGCCCUCCACAUCCCGCAAUGUCGGCCGCCAGCACCGAAACUAGCGCCCCGCUGCCCACCGCCGGCAGCCGCGUCUUCUUCCAAGCGGCGACCGGCGUGGGCUGCGUGGGGUCCGGCCCCAUCACCGCCGGGGACGACCCGGUCCAGAAGAAGCAGGGCAAAGUGACGGUCAAGUACGACAGAAAAGAGCUGCGGAAAAGACUCGUCCUGGAGGAGUGGAUCAUCGAGCAGCUCAGCGAGCUGUACGACUGCGAGGAGGAAGAGAUGCCAGAGGUAGAGAUAGACAUAGAUGACCUGCUGGAGGUCAACAGCGAUGACGAGAGAGCCAGCAAACUGCAGGAAUCAUUAACAGACUGCUACAAACCAACAGAGGACUUUGUCCGUGAGUUGCUGGGCAGGAUAAGGGGAAUGAGAAAACUCAGUGCGCCAAAUAAGAAGGGCCUAUAAUGGCUGUAAUGUCAACCAUCAAUCAACCAUAAACUACGCCAUCUCAGCUCCACCUACUGAACCCACUCAACAUGGACUGUCAUCACAUAGAAUUACUUAUCUAAGCAUAACAGCAUUAUUAACUAUUCUGCAACCUGCAAACCUGCACCGUGACCUCCAUGCAUAUAACACUAGUCAUUCAUUUCACAAUCACAUAGAAUAACAAGGUGUAUUAUAAUAUUUGACUGUUGAAAGGUACUUAAGCAAAUCAGAGCCGACAUGGUUCAAUAGCAUACAGCCACAAUGAAAUGUCAAGCCCUGGAACACGCCAGAACUGCAACUGUGCUUUAACAUGAACGCCACCGAACUCCACAUUUCAGAGCCAUGUUACAAGCCGACGCUGUAAUCCCAGCAGCCAUACAGACUAAAACACCAACAAAUCUCAAAAAGGGAGAUGGUAAAAAAAAAAAUUGUUUGUACUGCGGUAGGUGUGCAAUUAGCUGUAGCACUAUGUAAACACAGUGCUUCAUGAUUUUUGUUUUUUUUUACUGAGGUGUUUUGCUGUUUCUUCUUUUUAAAAAAAAGUACUGUGUGUUGCCAUUUAUUGUUCAUGUGAUUGAAAUGUGGUCUUCAACAGUUUUUUUUUUUUUUUGUCCAAUACUUCGAAGUUGACCUCCUUAUCCUUACUCCGCCAGUGCUUGUAAGGGAGCUCUGCAGAUUUGUUUCAAGCACAAGGCGUUAACACAUCAGUUCUGUCCUUUUGUGAUACGUAAACUCUGGCAAGAGUGGGGACGUUUUAGCAAACGAGGCUAAAAUAGCGUGACGAUUUUUGCUUUUUAACCAAUGUUUUAUUCUACCUUUCACCACAGUGAGGCAUGAUGGGUGUUGCAGCUCUCCGUGUGAGGUGACAACACCUGUAUGAUUGGCAGCCUUUCACUAACCAUGUUCAGCGGUGUUGUUCAUUGCUCUCUCCCUCAUCAGAAUACAUAUCAGUUGGUCGUUUAGGUUCAAGCACAAAGCCCAAACAUUGUAGUUGUUUCUCACCCUCUGGUUCACUUAACUCUGCUAAUUAAUCGUGGUUGAUGUUGCCUUCAAGGAUAUUCAGGAUCCGUUCACCUUUCUCUCAGCACUGAACCUUAACUACUGACAACCUAAAGGCAAAUGCAGUUGAGUCAGAACCUGAGGACAACUUGAAGCUUUGACACUUAAACCUGUCAGGUCCUGCAAGGGAAGGUGUGCCAAAACCGGGAGUAUUACAUCUGAAAUGUCAUACGUCAUGGAGGCAUUAGUGUGACACAGAAUUUUCACAGAAAUUGUUUUAAGUUUGUGAAACAUCUCUGGGGUGGGCGCAGAAUUUUAAGACGUUUAGAACUAUACCAGGUUGCAGAAAAUAUGUUGUAAUUGCAUAAUCCCAGGUUUGAGGGGCGGAUUCAGCUAUUUAUUGUUGUUAAUGACCUUCUGUGCACCAACACACUCAAAAACCUCUGGUACAAUCAUGACUCGUGUUAUGGGGUUGGGCCCAGUUCCACUUCCGAGCAGUCAAUCGUGAACCAACCAGAAUGGAGCAGACCUAAACCUGCCAUGUGAUAUAUACCCUCAGCUGCCAAAGACAAAAGCAGGGCAAUGUUUGAUUUUAAACGUAACACUUGCAAAGCACCCGUCUUGCAUGCUAACGACAGAGAAAAACACUGAUAAAGAGUAUAGAUAUUAUGAACUUAUAAUCAAGCAAAAAAUACUUUUUUGACAUAGCUGCCAUGUCUGACUUUGUAGAACUUUUUUGUGUUGAAUCAACGUGACUGCCACGUUGGAGAGAAUCCAGGAAAAUUUUAAAAAUGGUGCUGUUUUUGAUGUUCUUCCCAGGUUUUGGUCUUAUAAGGCGCAUCUUCACUGUCGACUGAUGCCAGAGAAAUGUGUCUGCAAGAAAUGUGUCUGUCUUUAUUGACGAGGUGCAUACGGUCUAAAGUAGUGUCCUCUUUGCAUUUCCCUUCCUCGGUCUGAACCAGAGUGGACUGGGCUGGAUGAGUGUCACCACACUCAGCUAGCAGCGGUUGAUCAGUCUGAAAAAGAUCACAUGUUUUUCAGAUCAGUGAAUCGGAAGGACAAGUUAAAGAGGAAGCCAUUGUAGGCGCUGAGAUGCACCCAGGACUUGAGGUACUCCAUAGGAUUUUCUCUGUCAAGAAACAGUUCAGGGGCAAUAGGCUGAUAUUUUAUAAUUUAUGGGAUUUCAUGUGGAGAGUAUUUUGAAAGUGUCCAUACUAGAAAGCUUUAUGUUUGCAUGUAUUUUUAAAGUCGCAUGUUGAGGGGAACAUUUUGUUGGCCCAAAGGCUUUUAUUUCACAAAAUGAAACACUUUCCUUUUUAUACCUUUAUUAUUAUUGAGAUGAGAAUAUUCAGUUUUUCAGCUGCAGUUUUCUUUUUCUGUACAUCCACAA
This is a messenger RNA of Chelmon rostratus (copperband butterflyfish), 2926 nucleotides long. RefSeq names its product protein phosphatase 1, regulatory (inhibitor) subunit 14C (gene ppp1r14c). The transcript has 4 exons. Lineage: Eukaryota; Metazoa; Chordata; Actinopteri; Chaetodontiformes; Chaetodontidae. Gene Ontology annotation, cellular component: cytoplasm. The record is from RefSeq and is a predicted model, not a curated record. Gene Ontology annotation, biological process: regulation of phosphorylation. The coding region runs from base 88 to 516 and encodes 142 amino acids. Gene Ontology annotation, molecular function: protein serine/threonine phosphatase inhibitor activity.